Messenger RNA from Pecten maximus, 3768 nucleotides. RefSeq names its product N-alpha-acetyltransferase 60-like. The transcript is spliced from 6 exons. Gene Ontology annotation, cellular component: Golgi membrane. The record is from RefSeq and is a predicted model, not a curated record. Lineage: Eukaryota; Metazoa; Mollusca; Bivalvia; Pectinida; Pectinidae. Gene Ontology annotation, molecular function: histone acetyltransferase activity; protein-N-terminal amino-acid acetyltransferase activity. Bases 242 to 946 code for a protein of 234 amino acids. Gene Ontology annotation, biological process: N-terminal peptidyl-methionine acetylation.
UCCGGGAAACUGUUUACGUUUUCGACAACGCUGAAAAUGAUAUUUUUGAACCGAAUUCUGAUAUUCAAAGUACUGUUUGAAGUAUCAGAUAUGGACGAAAGUUAGUUUUGUAGACUUGCUGAUGACAAUGGAGUGUUGGUAUAUCUGUUGAGUCAAUCAAUGACAAAAUAAAAUUUUGCCAGAAAGCAUUGUGAUCAUAAAGCAGCCAUGUUGGUCAGGUGCUGAUGUUUCUGGAAGGGGCAUGUGUCAGCCAAUGUCCUUUAGUGUCCAGAGGGAGGUCCAGCUACGAUUUCUGUGUCCAGCAGAUAUUGACGAGGUCAAGAAGUUGUGCAGAGAAUGGUUUCCAAUAGAAUACCCAGAUACAUGGUACCAAGAAAUAACCUCCAACCCCAAGUUCUACUCGUUGGCUGCAACCUACCAUUCAAGAAUUGUGGGAAUGAUAGUGUCUGAAGUCAAGUUGCUGUCCUCCAUUAACAAAGAGGAUGCUGACAUUUUAGCUACUCAUCACCCUCCAACUUCUCAGGUUGCCUACAUACUGAGCCUUGGAGUUGUUGUGGACUUCAGGAAACAUGGGAUAGCUUCCUUGCUUUUGGACAGCCUUAUCUCCUACCUAACAUCAAAAGAUCGGUGUAAUUGUAAGGCCGUAUACCUUCAUGUGCUUGCUACAAAUGUAAUUGCUAUCCGUUUCUACGAAAAGCGACGAUUCCAAGCUCACAGCUUCCUGCCUUAUUACUACUCGAUUCAGGGUAAACCCAGGGAUGGAUAUCUGUAUGUAUUGUAUGUCAAUGGAGGAAAGCCGCCCUGGUCUUUCAUUGAUUAUCUGGUCAACUGUGGAGUGAUGAUGUCCAAGCUUCAGCCGUGCGCCUUGCCAAGACAAAUCGUGCGUUCAGUACGGGGAUGGUUGUGUCGUUUACUUGCAGGAGCCACAUCCAAUUACUCUAGUUAGUUGUCAUUCCUUUUAUAUGUGUGUCAUUGAGUACAAAUGAUUGAUAGUGUCCCAGUCCUACUGUAUUACAUACAUAAUGUCAACUAUAUAUUUCACAGCCAAAAUUGUUAACCAACGACAGUCACACAUACUUGGCUGGAAGCAAGUACCAAGUAUUUUAUAAUAUAAUAAGAAAAUGAUUUCAGUGUUUAAUUUUUGUUUGCUGAUAUACCCUUAAAUGUUUUUGAAAGGUUUUCCCGGAAAAUUAUUAUUGUAAUUUUUAUAAAAGAUCUAUUAAACAGUUAAAUCAUUUAUAAUGACAGUAUUUAGACAUAAUGUGGUGUCAUCUGAGACAUUCAUUACUAUAUGUAAAUGAUUGAUGAUAAGUGCAGGAAAUAUGUGUCAGGCAUUAUUUUAUAUGAGUCUGGAGUCUGGUAUUAUACAAGUCUGAUGUGGUAUGAAUAGAAUAGGAAGACUAUCAUACCAUCUAAUGAAUAAGCUAAGAUCAUUCCUUUUUCAAAAAACUGUAAUUUUAAAUCCAAAGUUUGAUGUCUAACAUGUUUUUACAAGGUCUGAAAGUGUUGAUAUGUGUCAAACAGGAGAGAUAUUGCUACCUUUACUUUGACUUUGCAUCUUCAUAAGAAAUUACUUUAAAGAAUAGAUAGGAAAUAGCUUUAAUACACUCUUACAAAUAGCUAUUUCAUUUGAAGCGUCAAAUUGUUCACCUGUUGGAAUCUCUUUCUAACCCUGGCAACUGCAAAUAAAGGGACAUAUUUCAUAAAGAUUAUUUUCUAAAUCAAGCCUUUGAGGAGCAAUAAGAAAUCACCCAUUAUAGAAUGUUAAGAUCUUAACGCUAAUGUAUUGGUCAGCUGUAUCCCGAUACCUACAUCAUAAGCAACCCUGUCUUUUCUGAUCAUAACGAGUAACAUAUAUUACAUAUCAUCAGUCAGAAUCACAGUUAACAAGGAUGUAAUCAUACAUUGAUUUUGCACAUAACGACUUAGCAAAUACUGUAUGCUAUUGUACACAAACAGUUUUUGAAUACUACAUUUUGAAGAUGUUGAAAACAUCUGGGGUUUUUUUGUGAAGCAGGGCAUAAAUGGUAGGUUUCCAUCUACUAUAGAGGAGUAGUCACAAGUCCAGUGAGAUCAGUUGUCAAAAAUGUUGCUUCUCAAAUGCUUGUUGUUUGUGAUAAAAUACUUAACAUGUUUAAAUUUUGAUUAAGAAAUGGUGUCAGGUCAACAAUGACUCUUGCUGGUGUAGGUAAUGGUGUCGGGUCAACCAUGACUGACUGUGGGCAGUGUAGGUAAUAUAAUGAUGUCAGGUCAACCAUGACUGUUUGUGGUGUAGGUAAUGGUAUCAGGUCAUCUGUGACUGCUUUUGCAGUAGAUCAUGGUAUCUGGUCAACCAUGGCUGUUGGUGGUAGGUAAUUGUGUCAGGUCAACCAUGACUGUUGAUUGUGCAGGUAAUUUUGUCAGUUACUGAUACAGGUAAUGGUAUCAGCAGGACAACCAGGUCAACCAUGACUGGCUGUGGGCAGUGUAGGUAAUAUAAUUGUGUCCGGUCAACCAUGACUGAUGCUUAUACAUUAUAUUGUAUAAGUGACUUUUGGUUGUGUCAGUAAUUAUGUUGACUGUUGAUGGUAAAGGUCAUUGUGUCAUGUGACUGUUGCUGAUGUAGGUAAUGGUGUCUACAGGACAUGUGUUAUUGUCAUGGUAUUGGUGUUGAGCCAGUUAUUCCUAAAGUUUGCCCAUGUACCUGGUAAUAGGUUCGUACUUAUAUAUGGUGCUUUCAAUAGUGAGGAAAGAAAUCUGCAAGUCUUCAAAUUAUUAUUUAAUAGAUUUUCCAUUUAUUUAUAAGAAUGCAUUAUCUUGGACAGCCCUAUUUCAUUGUUCUGGUUUGUAAUUGGAUUAAUCAGACACUAUGCCUAUAGUAGGAGCACAUAUGACUGUUUAGUUUAUAUAUAGAUGGUAGUUUGUCGGGUGAAAAUCCAGGCCAAUACACAUUAGCUAAAUUCCUAUCACAGGGAUGUGUUCCAAAUUCAGUGAAAUCCCUGUCAUAGGAAUGUGUUCCCUAAUUCAGUGUAAUCCCUGUUUAAUGCGGGGAUGUGUUCCAAAAUUCUGUGAAAUCCUUGUCACAGGGAUGUGUUCCAAAAUUCAGUGAAGUCCCUGUCAAAGGAAUGUGUUCAGGAAUUAAGAGAAAUCCCUGUCACAGGGUUAAUGUUCCGAAUUAUAUUCCAAAUGUUGUAUGAAGUAUGAAUAGUAUGUUAGUAAACCAAAUAACCUGAAGUAUUUUAAUUCCUCUAUUCCAUUCCUUCAUAGGUACUAGAUUUAUAUAGGACCUACAUGUACAUGUAGUACUGUUUACAAUGUAUACAGAAUCCAUUGUCACAUCUUUUUAACCCACCAUCUGAUGGUGGGCUAUUCAAAUCGCCCUUUCGUCCGCUGUCUAUCUAUCCAAAGUUCUCCCUGGAUCUUUCCUAAGUUUUGCAUGCUGACUCACCUUGGUAUCCAUUUGUUCAUAUUGAAUUUGGAGACGGUUUGGUGGCCAUCUUUGAUUUUGACAGUUGAAGUACUUCAAGUGUUUGUUUUCACCAUAUUUUCAGAAGUACUGGAAUUUCUUAAAUUUGAUGUGUAGGUUCCCCUUGGUCCCUAGUUGUGUCCAUUUGAGUUUGAUUUGUAAACCAAAUGGCCGACAGGUGGUCAUAUUCGAUUUUGACACUGGAAGUUUGUUAUUAUCCUCUCGCGACGAAAGUCGGGGAGGGGAUAUAGCAUUCCGUUCGUACGUACGUACGUAUGUUCACUUUUUGUCAGCGCUCUUGCGACUUCAUUUUUGAACGGAUU